GUGUCGCCUCGAGGACGUCUGCCGGUCCGAGGGCUCGAAAUUCCUGGACCUGGCGCAUAUGAAAACAGAUAUCUGGGAAGUCCGCUGUCGCCAUGGGACAUGUUCCUGCAAGUCGGCAGACACCGGCAAACAAGCCUCCACCGACAGGCGUGUGGCACGUCAAGCACCUUUCUGGGAAGUUCGGCUCAGCAAGCCGUUCCUCUGGUUUACGGGAAGCGAUGCCCCGCCCUGCUUGGAGCGAGCCCUGGCAUCGCGGCCGCUGCGGUGCGAACGGUGGUGCGUCGCGGGCGGCGGAAAUGGAAGGAGAAGCUUCGACGAUUCUGGCCAGGGACGCCCAAAGUAACGGCUGCCCGUACAGUGGAUGCCAAGCUACGUCAAUUGGAAGAUGCUCGCGCAAGUGCUGAUGAGAGCAAGCUGAGAGAAGCGUUGGAAGCUGCACGCCGGGACACUGAUCCCGAGCGAUCUGAGCGGGCGGAGGGCGCAGAUGCCCUGGUGGAGAGCCUGGCGCAGACGGAAGUCGCCUUGAACUGCAUUCUGGUGGACCGUGCGCUGAAGAAUCUGAAAGAGGUCAUGGGAAGCGGGGAUGAAGCACAGCUACGAGAUGCAAUCCAGGCGGCGCGGGAUGUGGAGCUUCCACUUUCUCAGCUGGAAAAGGCAGAGAAAGCCUUGACCGAAAUGGUUCAAGAGCGAGAGCUCAAGGUGCUGCGAAGCGCCACAGUCGGAGACGAUGAGACCCAGCUCCGGAAUGCGAUUAAAGAGGCCCGUCUAGCCGGUCUGGCCGAUCUUCCAACCGACGACGUCGACAAAGCUCAGGAUGCACUGAACGAGCUAAUUCUGGCUCGCGAACGCAAAGCCUUGAGUGAUGCUAUGGAGACUGGGGACGAGAUACAGCUGCGGGGUGCGAUAAGCGACGCCAGUAAGGCCGACGUGCCCGUGGAGGAGGUGGAGGAAGCGCAGAAGUUCUUGCAGAGGCUCACCCUCCGGAGGCGAGUGGACUUUCUGGAGAAGGCCAUCGGCAGCCGAGACGAGGGCCAGCUGCGUGAGGCCAUCGCGGCGGCACGGAAGGUUUCGCUCCCGGAAAAAAACGGCUCGGAGGUAGCACGGGCCAAUUCUAUCCUCGGACAAGCGCAGGCCACCCUGAAGGACAUCUUCCUGGAGAAGGAGCUGAAACAGCUCCAGGAUGCUGUGACCAGUGGCGAUGAGGACCAACUACGCGAGGCUUUGACCCAGGCAAGGGCACUGGACCUGCCGGAGGAGGAAUGCUCCCGUGCGCAAGAGCAGUUGAACAGCCUCGUUCUCGCUCGGAAGCUGAAACGCCUGAGAAAUGCGGCCGGCAGUGAUGACGAGGGCCAGCUGCGGGCGGCGAUCACGGAGGCGCGCAAAGAUGGCCUCCCUGCAGAGGAGCUGGAAAGGGCGAACGAUGCACUCUCUGCUUUGGUGCGGCAGCGGGACGUGACGGAGCUCCGAGAGGCUGCAGCCAGCGGAGAUGAAGAGCUUCUACGGGAGGCCAUCUUGGAGGCUAAGCAGCUGGAGCUGCCCACCGAGGAGGUCGACACGGCCCAAGCUGCUCUUACUGUUCUGGUGCAGCGACGCUCUGAGCGAGAACUGGAACAGGCAAUGGCCGCCGACGAGUCCGAGCUCAAAGCCGCCAUUGCCGAGGCGCGCAAGGCGGGCCUCUCCGAGGAAGUGAUCGAGAAGGCAAAGGAGACGUUGCGCCAGAAGGCCCGUGCCAGGAUCUCCAAGUACUUGCAGGAUGCGACGGACUUGCAGGAGGAGGAACAACUAAGGGAUGCUUUGACAGAGGCUAGAAAGGCAGAUGUAGCUGCUGAGGAUUUAGAGGUGGCACAGGCUGCUUUGACAAAGCUGGUUUCCGAUCGGCUGGUGGCAGACCUUCGCAUUGCCACUCAAGGCAACGAGACAGAGCUUCGUGAGGCGAUUCGCGAAGCAAGGCGCCAGGAACUGCCAUCUGUGGAAAUCGACAAAGCUCAAGAUGCCCUGGCCGAGAUGGUCGCGACCAAGAAGUUAGCCUGGCUCCGACGAAAGCUCGAAACCAUGGUGGAUUGCGAGGAUGAAGACGAGGUCCGAGAGGUGUUGAAAGAGGCACGCGCUGCGCAAAUCGGUGGCGAGGAACUCGAGAAAGCCCGGGACCGUCUCACGGACCUCGUGAUGAUCCGCGAACUAAUGGAAUCCUAUACUAGGUUGUCUCUACGCACGGUCAUCGAAGAGGCCGAGCUCCGUCAGCUAGAGCAUCCAGCCUUGGAUGUUGCCAGGAGCAAGCUCUCGGCCAUCAACCGUUUGAAGGAGGCCGAGCAGUCGCGAAUCCCGCAAGUGAUCGAAGCUGCCCUGGCGCAUGGCAAGAGCCUCCGCAUUGAUCCGGACGUCAUCAGCAGUGCCGAAGGCGUUUUGGAAAGGGAACUGGGCAUACAACGAUUCGGGCUCAAGCACGACAAGGUCAUUCAAGAGAGAGGCGGACAAGCGUUGCCAAUACCGGUUCAAGAACGCUUUCGGAGUACCGAUCUCUUCUUGACACUGUUGCAAGUUGUGUCCAGCAGGACUUUGCAGCAGGUUGCGAUGCCCGUCGCCGUCUGCACGAUCUGGGCUGCAUGCUGCGCUGCCAUUUCUUCAUGGCGUCACUCGCUUCCAGAAUCAGCCUGGAGGCUCAACCAGUUCUUGGUGACUCCACUCGGCUUGCUGCUGACAUUUCGUACGCAGCAGUCCAUAGCGAGAUUCAACGAAGCAGUGACGAACUGGGGCAAGAUCUCCAGCCUUUGCAGAAGUCUGUCACGGACGCUGUUCUACCAUGAUGAGCGGGUACCACGAGAUAUUCACCGCCGGCUUGCGCAAGACAUAUGCUUGUUCCCCGAAGUUCUGCGUGAGCACCUGGAGAACCGGCGCACCAAGCUCCUUAACAUCACUCGCGACGAUGUCAAUAAACCAUUGGCUUUGUUGGACCGGGUGCACUCUCGCAUCUCCGGCUUGCUCCUGCUUGAGCUAUCUGAGAGGAGCCAGCUUCUCAGAUUGGUGGAGCAGCUCUCCGACCUGGUCAGUCCUUGCGAAAGCGUCGUGCAGACACCCGUGCCACAAAGCUACGUCAGGCACACUGGCCGCUUUCUGGCUGUUUGGCUGCUCACCUUGCCUCUGGCACUGGCUCCAGAGACAGGUUGGCUCACGGUGCUUAUUGAGCUCAUCGCAUCUUGGGGCUUGCUGGGUAUACAGGAGAUUGGACUUCGUCUGGAGGAUCCGUUCAACGGUCAGGUCACGAUGCAGGUUUCCAUCACCACCGUGGCCAAGGAAGUACGGCAGAGAUAUGUCUUGGUGGUAGAAGAACUACUCCGAGCACAUGCAAGUGACCAGCUGGAAGAUGUGUGUCAGCGUUGGUCUCAUCGAUUUGACUCGCGAUUCUUUCGGAUUCUCCGCGAUGAGCAGCGUUUGGCGGUAGAAGAGAGCCGGCGAACAUCGCUAGCAGCUGUUCUGGAUUCUGUCAAAGAGUGGCGGGAAAAUUCGCGUCCGACUACUCAGAAGCAGUGGCCGUUCGGCUGCUCCACAGCCACGGGCCGUUUCGAGGCUCCGGAGUCUACUCCGGGGCCCGGGGACUACGAGUCGAAACCUGGCUCCAUGCCCAACCAAAUGCAUGCUUCUGAGAGGUUGUUGAAGGAUCUCGGACAGAUCUCCUUUGACCGUAGAAAUGCGAUGGCUGCUGAUCUCGACCCAUGGAGUGCUUUAGACGACGAGAGAGACUCCGUCGGGGAAGAGGAACUCGAUGAUGACACUGGCGAGGUAGAGGUGACGGUGCAAGAGGAGGACAUCGACUUUUCAAAGGCAACCAGCGGCGACCCUGCUCCGUGGGCUGCUCUCGACGAGGAGGAGGAGUCCGUCGGGGAGGAGGAGUGGAAGCUCGAAUCUCACGACGAUGAUGUAGAGGUGUUGGUUGAAGAUGACGAGUUCCUGGAAGACGAACUUCCAGAGCUGCAGGAGGAGUUCGAAGAGCUGAGGGAUCUAAAAGAGAUCGGAGAGCCAAACGGAGAACCCCAGGGCGAGAGCGAGGAGGAAGAGGUGGUGCCCGGUCGGGAAGACGAUCUGAAGUUGUCAGAUGUUCCCGAAGACAUGCGGGAAGCAGUUCAAGGCAGUUUGAGCUUGAAGCGGGUCCUGGAAAAGAAGUACGGCAGCCUUCCGUCAGAGGAGCCCGACGCAAAGAGGCGGCGAGAGGAACCGCCCUUGGAGGGGCCACGGCAGGAGCUGAUAGACCGCUGGAAGCUCCACUGGGACCCAGCACUGAGGUACGUCAUGCAGACCGCCGAGAUUGCGGAUGUCGAAGCCGUUGCCAAGACCUCUUGGAAGCCCAUGGCAAAUCCUCCUCGAGUCAAUGGCCGUGACCCGAAGUCCUUUGCCGAGCAGGUGAAUGAGAAGUUCCUCCUUGCAAGGGAGGACAAGCUGUGCUCCAAAGAGGCUGUGAGCGUUUUGGAAGCCUGGAACCGGAGGUGGGGCCUCCAAGCCGAAGAUGUGUCGCGCCUGCGGUCGGCAAGCCACAAGAGCCUCAGAUAUGUGAUGCAGGAGUACGACGGCAAGCGGCCGAUCCUGGAACUGCUGGACGAAGCGGCAGCCCAGGUGGUCGAGGAAAGCGAAAAGACGGAGGAUGCCCUGCCCGAUAAUCCUGGGCUCUUUACGCUCAGCAGGUUCAACCGAUUGGAGCUGAUCGACUCCAUGGCAGAUGCGCUGGUCCUCGGCGAUGCCAACCUUACCUUCUCUGCCUUGCUCGCGGAGCACCGGGAAGGCCUCGGGCACGUUGGGCGCGUGGUUGCCACCACGUUUGAGACCAUCGAAAUCCUGCGAGAGCGAUAUUCGGAGAUCGAUCAGACAGUGAAGGCCCUGGAAGACAAGAUGUCUGAGGUGCUUCACAAUGUGGAUGCCACGAGGCUCGCAGUGGAUCCUCGCUUUCAGGGCAUGGAGAAAAAGUUCGGGGCCGUGUAUUACAAUUUUCCACAUGCAGGUGCCAUACAAGGUUUUUUUGACGGUCAUCCGUUCGUCCGCUGGCGCCAUGAAAACCUCAUGCAUUUGUUCUUCCGGGCUUUGCGGGGCUUCGUGCAAAAAGGUGGAGUUGUCAAGGUGGCCUCGAACUGCAACGCGACGGGCGUGCGAUAUUCCGACAUUGUCUUGGGAGCGCAGAACAGCGAGUUCAUCCACGUGGAGACCUUUCCAUUCCUGGAGUGGCAGCUCAGAAACUAUCGCCGUUCCUACGGCGAUCGUCGCGACAAGGGACGGCGACCCGAUGACGGCGAGAUCUACCGGGCCCAGAGGGCUCAGAGAGACAUGGUUUACUGUUUCCGUUACGAGCCUUCGGGAGACAACCCACCAAAGCCAACUGUCCGGGAGCCGCCGUCGAGAGCGCAGCUCAUGGCUGCCAGAGAAGGCAAGCUUCAGAGGAUGAGUGGAAAGGAUCGCGAACGGCGAGUUCAGGAGAUCGGCGAUCUUUUCAAAGCGUAUGCGGCAGGAGUUCACGUAGGUUGA
Messenger RNA from Symbiodinium necroappetens, 5505 nucleotides. NCBI's taxonomy places the organism in Eukaryota, Dinophyceae, Suessiales, Symbiodiniaceae. The record is from the annotation of a GenBank genome assembly.